UGCAAUGUAUUGUUUACAAUGUAUAUUUUGUUAUGUAUUGUCUACAAUGUCUAUUUUGCUAUGUAUUGUUUACAAUAUAUGUUUUUCAUGAAUUGCUUUAAAUGUACAAUGUACUGUUUGCUACAGUUUGUCCACAAUUUACUAUUGUUAACAAUGCAUAUUUUAUUAGGUAUUGUUAACAAUAGAUAUUUUGGUACAAUGUAUUGUUUUCUAUGCAUGUCUACAAUAAACAAUGUUUUACACUGUAUGUUGACAAUGUAUGGUUUGCAAUGUAUUGUCUACCAUAUACAAUGUAAACCAUUUGUUAUGUACACUGGUUUACAAUGUAUGAUUUGUAGUGUAUUGUAUACGAUAUGCGAUGGUUUACAAUGUAUUGUCUACGGUAUACAAUGGUUUAUAAUAUAUGGUUUAUAUGCAUUGUCUACCAUAUAUAAUAGUCUACCAUAUACAAUGGUUCACAAUGUAUGGGUUGAUAUGUAUUGUAUACAAUAG
This is a messenger RNA of Lottia gigantea (owl limpet), 492 nucleotides long. RefSeq lists its product as hypothetical. NCBI's taxonomy places the organism in Eukaryota, Metazoa, Mollusca, Gastropoda, Lottiidae. The record is from RefSeq and is a predicted model, not a curated record. The transcript is spliced from 2 exons. The annotation marks the transcript as partial.